GCCCGGCAGCCCCGGCCGUGCGGUGGCCGCCCUGGGGGACUCGGCCGCCCGCAGCCUCACGCCGGAGAUGCCGCUGCUGCUGCGGGAGCUCCUGGGCAGCGGCUCCACCGUCCGCCCGCGCUACAGGCUGUCCUGGGCGCUGGUGGGGAUCCUCGCAGAGGAUCAGCUUUCCGCAGCAGAAGAUAAGCAGGAGUAUCAAGGGAAAGGAGCAACAGAGUUAGCCAUAGCCCAGAGAGGUUUCCUCACAUACGACGACACCCGUUCUACUCUACUACCCGUUAUGCUUUCAGUGGAUGAGCAUACCUCAUAAUGCAUUUAAAGUGGAAGUGUCCAAAGGAAUAUUCUUCAUCUGGUGGAUGAAGUUACAAGUUGGUUACCUGGUGACCUGGUAUCAUCACUGCCAGUACAGACUAUUCUAUGCAUCAGGCUGAAGAGUUUAAUCUCCUUUCUUGUCCAAGGAAAAACAAUCAAGUGAAAAUUGAUGGCAGUCCACUUUGCCUUUACACUGGAGAAGCCAUAGAUGGUGUUGAUAUGAGGGCAGAGGUUGGUUUUCUGACAAGAAAUACACCUAUACAAGGAGAAAUGGAAGACUCCUGUUACGGACAGUAUGAAUGCCAGUUUUUCUCCUUUGAUACAUUUGGAGAGCACAUUAAAAUCCUGAGGAAUUUUAGCUCUGUUCACACGUCAGGAGUGAACAUUGGACAACAAAUCCCAGGCAGUAAGCCUGUGCAUUUUCACCUGGCUGAGGAUGUGGAUGAGAGAGGAGGAUAUGAACCCCCAAUGUACAGUGAUAAUCUGGAUCACCACUGCUUCUCUGGGUGUGUCACCAUCCAUGGAACCCAUGGCAUCCUGUUGCAGCCCAUCAAGGGGAAAUUACAGGAUAUGAUUCCACGAAAUGGAUUUAUUUCAAGUAUCCCUCUGUAUACAAAAAUAACCAAGGCUGUCAGCACGUUCUGGAUUACAAAUCCAAACAACAACUUAAUAGAGAAUGCAGCGGCUGGUGCUCAGGUAAAACCGAUAUGGUGCCUCUUCCACUGGGUCCCCACCAGGCAGCCUGAGGGAAGAUAUCCAGAGGGACGAGCUGAGCAUAUCCCCUUGGGAGUAUUUAAGGAUAAUUGGAGGCAUGUGCAUUUCCAGGCUGGUUUAUUUAUUGGAAAAGGAGUAGAGACGAGGAGAGCCAAUGUUGAAGAUCCCAGGGAGUCUCCCACUGUCGAUAAUGCCAGGUUUCACCCACAUCAAGAUGCUGAUCCUGAAAAGCCACAAAUUCCUGCCUUGAUUGAUGGUCUUAUUGCUCUUAAAAAUAAUGACCAUGGGGCCUGGGCCAAGGCUGGUGACAUUAUUUUCUGUAACUCAAGGUUUUCAGACAAUGAAACUGGACUCACUCUGGCAAGCGAUGGGACUUUCCCGACAGGCAGCUGCUCCAGCCUGGAGGUUACACGCUCCAUUUUUGUUGGAGAAAGCAGCAACUUUGGCUCCCAGAGAGGCCAAAACAGCUACUGGGGAAAAGGGGCACAUGGAGAACGCAAAACACUGCCCAAGUCAUUCCCUACCCAUGGAUUCCAGAUUUAUGAUGGGUCUGUCAGCAUGGCAAGAUGCACUUUCAAGAAGCUCAUCCUGACUCUUGGAAGAGGCUCAAGGGCCAUCGUGCUCGUCAUGAAAAACCCCUGGCAGAUCAGCCCCCAGAACAAGGUAUCACAGACACCGAUGGACAAAAAUCUUUAUAUCCAGGCCAGAUGCCCCAGGAACCUGACCUUGUCCAUUGCCAGAGCAGCAUUCCCUCCCCAUCCCGCGUGGCUGCGAGGGGUAAGGGGAGCAGUGUUCCAGCAGUGCCAGCCUGUUGUCAUGCUCGAGCAGGAUUAUAUCCUCCAGUGGAAUGGCAGAGCACCUGAAGAUGUCAUCGGACCCCAGCAACUUCAACAGGUUGCUAUCACCAGCACACCCUCAGUUGGGUACAUAAGAAUCCCGAUCCAGUCUCUUGGCAGGGCAGACAUACAAAACCACUCUACAUCCGCAUUCAUGAAGAUAAAUGGCACAGUGCUCCUCUUCACUAGCACUGGAAUAUUCUUUGUGGUGCUGGAUGUGUGUUCAAGAGCAGUCGUGGACAGGCAGCACUCUGACAGAGUUACCAGUGAAAACACUGCCUGUGCAGUAACUGGGUAUGUUCAAACAUCCAUAAAGGAGAGAUCACUUGUCCUUGUGUGCUCUAGAAACAUCACAGACAUACUGGGCAGCUCUGAAAUGUCUUUUCUUGUUAGGUUAAGUUCAGCAAAGCCCAUUAUCUUCCACGGGGGAGGGAGUUUUGCCGUGCUUGGCUAUAAAGGACAAGCCAAACCAGACUGGAUUAAAGUCUUUAGUCACGCUGGUUAUCAGAAAACGGCUUCUCUACAGCAUUAUGUUUCCUUGAAGCUGAAAAAAUAUCAGUGUCCUGAUAAUAGAGUUGAGCCACUAAAACUUGUUUUUUCUCAGACCUGCUUGCAGCACAUCCCUGCAAAGGCUGGGGCGCCCCGGGGUUAGCACUGCUGGGGAGCCCCAACCAGGCAGAGCCCAGCACCACCACCAAAACCUGCUGUUCUUACAAGAUUGUACCAAACCCAUGCUGUUCACUUGUAUA
Messenger RNA from Hirundo rustica (Barn swallow), 2611 nucleotides. Its product is annotated as cell surface hyaluronidase-like. NCBI's taxonomy places the organism in Eukaryota, Metazoa, Chordata, Aves, Passeriformes, Hirundinidae. The record is from RefSeq and is a predicted model, not a curated record.